UUCUUCCGGGCGGUUGUGAGGUCGGAAGCAGGGGUUCCGGGCUCCGGGAUGAAAGGAGGGAACGCAGGUGAGAAAACAAGACCGGCUACUGGGGAAACCGUGAGGUGAACCUAACCCUAGGCCGCUGAGGCAGAAAUUGGAGACACGGCGAAGACGCUGAAGAACCGGACUGACAGCUGGCAGAGAGAGAAGUUGGCUACCAUGGAAUCACCAGAGGAGCCUGGAGCAUCCAUGGAUGAGAACUAUUUUGUGAACUACACUUUCAAAGAUCGGUCCCAUUCAGGACGGGUGGCUCAAGGCAUCAUGAAACUAUGUCUAGAGGAGGAGCUGUUUGCUGAUGUCACCAUUUCAGUGGAAGGCCGGGAGUUUCAGCUGCACCGGCUGGUCCUCUCAGCUCAGAGCUGCUUUUUCCGGUCCAUGUUCACUUCCAAUCUGAAGGAGGCUCACAACCGGGUGAUUGUGUUGCAGGACGUCAGUGAGUCAGUUUUCCAGCUCCUAGUUGAUUACAUCUACCAUGGGACUGUGAAACUUCGAGCUGAUGAGCUGCAGGAAAUUUAUGAGGUGUCAGACAUGUAUCAGCUGACAUCUCUCUUUGAGGAAUGUUCUCGGUUUUUGGCCCGCACAGUGCAAGUGGGAAAUUGCCUUCAGGUGAUGUGGCUGGCAGAUCGGCACAGUGAUCCUGAGCUCUACACUGCAGCCAAGCACUGUGCCAAGACUCACCUGGCCCAGCUGCAGAGCACAGAGGAAUUUCUCCAUUUGCCCCACCAUCUACUCACUGAUAUCAUCUCAGAUGGUGUUCCAUGUUCCCAGAACCCAACAGAAGCAAUAGAAGCCUGGAUCAAUUUUAAUAAAGAGGAAAGAGAGGCUUUUGCAGAGUCACUUAGGACUAGCUUGAAGGAAAUUGGGGAGAAUGUGCACAUUUACCUUAUUGGAAAAGAGUCAUCCCGUACCCACUCGUUAGCUGUGUCCUUACACUGUGCUGAAGAUGACUCCAUCAGUGUAAGUGGCCAGAAUAGCUUGUGCCACCAGAUCACUGCAGCCUGCAAGCAUGGUGGAGACUUAUAUGUGGUGGGAGGUUCCAUCCCAAGGCGCAUGUGGAAGUGCAACAAUGCCACCGUUGACUGGGAGUGGUGUGCACCUUUGCCCCGAGACCGGCUCCAACACACCCUGGUGUCUGUGCCUGGGAAAGAUGCCAUAUAUUCACUGGGUGGCAAGACACUGCAGGAUACCCUCUCAAAUGCAGUCAUCUAUUAUCGGGUAGGUGAUAACGUAUGGACAGAGACAACUCAGCUAGAGGUGGCUGUGUCAGGGGCCGCUGGUGCCAAUCUCAACGGAAUCAUCUACUUACUAGGGGGAGAGGAGAAUGACCUGGACUUCUUUACAAAACCUUCCCGACUUAUCCAGUGCUUUGACACAGAGACAGACAAGUGUCACGUGAAGCCCUAUGUACUACCCUUCGCAGGCCGCAUGCAUGCAGCAGUGCACAAGGAUCUGGUGUUUAUUGUGGCUGAAGGGGACUCCCUGGUGUGCUACAAUCCCCUGCUAGACAGCUUCACUAGGCUUUGCCUUCCGGAGGCCUGGAGUUCCGCCCCAUCCCUCUGGAAGAUCGCCAGCUGCAAUGGGAGCAUCUAUGUCUUCAGGGACCGAUACAAGAAGGGAGAUGCCAACACCUACAAACUUGACCCUGCCACUUCAGCUGUAACUGUCACUAGAGGCAUUAAGGUGCUGCUUACCAAUUUGCAGUUCGUGUUGGCCUAAGGUGGUGACAGGAAGAGCAGCUGACUCCUUCACCCUCCCUUUUUCAGACUCCUCCCUAAACUCAAAAUUCCCUGAGCCCCAAUUCAAAGUUAUGUUAUUCUGGGCAGCACCUCAUCUCUUCCUUGAACACAUAGGGUGUUUUGUUUGGGUAUUUUGAGACUGUUGAUAUAGAGCUGGCUGCUUGAACUGAGAGGUGGCCAGCCUGUUCUCUGCCAUCCCCGCUGAUCCUAUGCCUCAUUACAGAUUGCUUAGUGUGAGCCUUUUCUCAGACCUUAGGCACAGCCUCCCCUCUUUACCUAAUCAAUGUAAAAUAGGAGCACCUCAUCCCAGGGUGGAAGGAAAGAUUCCCAUCCCUACUUUUUCUACAGUCUAUGAAGUGGCUAGUUGAUCAUUUUACCACAAAGAAUUAGGUGUUAAAUUUUCCUUCAGGCUUUGGAUGGGAAAAUGGACUUAGCUAAAGGUGUAUUUCACCAGCAGGGGUCAACUCUAGAAUUUAGGACGUUCCUUUUAUCAUUUUCUCAUCUUCUGUCAGAAAAAGCAACUUUGGUUUUAUUUUUGGCUUACUCCAAUGUGAGUAAGCUAGAAAGUAGAAAGAAUUAUUUCUGAUUAAUAGCAGAAACUUGUUUUUCAGACUCAAAUAUAUAAGGUCUCUGCUCUUUUAAAAGCUCUAAGCUAAAUCAAGAGCUAGGAACUGUUCAUAGAAAUAAAAGUUUUUGAAAGGA
Messenger RNA from Marmota monax (woodchuck), 2480 nucleotides. It is a transcript of the gene Kbtbd4, whose product is annotated as kelch repeat and BTB domain containing 4. The transcript has 4 exons. The coding region runs from base 202 to 1758 and encodes 518 amino acids. NCBI's taxonomy places the organism in Eukaryota, Metazoa, Chordata, Mammalia, Rodentia, Sciuridae. Gene Ontology annotation, molecular function: protein binding. The record is from RefSeq and is a predicted model, not a curated record.